CUCAUUCUUUCUUUUCAAUGGUAUACCUUUUAAUGCCACACCUAAUUUUGGAAUGAUACACGAGCAUUAGGUUUCUCUUCUGCAUAUACUCAAAAUCUCCCUGUAUCUUUUCCUCCGCCGCCAUGUUCAAGAAGAAGCCCACUAUCAAGAACCUUGCACCUCUGCGGUCCUCUGAUCGCAGAAAGAUUGCCGAUCAGAUCAUCGCCGAUUACAAAAUCGAAAUCCCUUCUAGUGCGCCCACCGAACCCAGCGGUGACGAUGCGGCCGCUCCCAGCAGCGCUUCCAACCCGGCGGCCCGAAAUCUCACCUCCAUCCGAAAUGCCCUCCUUCCUGAUAACUGCCUGUCUGCCCGCUUCACCACGACGGCCGGCCCCCAGCUUCGCGAGGUUCAGGGCACAGUCUACGUAGGAACGCAUCCUGGGGGCGACGAGCGCGUCCUGUGGUUCAAGGUCGACCAUGGCCCCGGCGCCGACGGGCGCCUCUAUCCGACAGUCUACACACUUUGGCACAAUGCAGACCUAGUACCCCUGCUUCAUACUCCGGGAAUGGUGAUGCAGAAACUCCAGGGUGGGGCGGAUCUCAUGACUCCCGGAAUUGCCAACGAGCCGCCCUUCGAUGAGCGUGCGGUCAAGGGUGCGGUCGUCGCCGUGGCUGAUCUGGAGAAGUAUACCGUGCCGCGGUUCGUCGGCGUCUGUGAGAUUGAUAUCUCGGCUCUGGGAGAAGUGCAGGGCGCAAAGGGUCAUGCUGUCCGCGGACUCCACUGGGAGGGCGACGAGCUCUGGGCUUGGAGUUCGUCGUCCAAGCCUGGCCAACCGGCCCCCGAAUACUUGGAAGGUUGGGAUGAUGUGGAGGUGGAGAAUGACAGUGGCGACACGAAAGAAAUUGAGGGGGCCGUGGAUGACCUCAAGUUGGAUGAACAGGCCCCUGCCCAAGCGGCAGAGGAUGACGAGCCGUCCACUGAAGCGCCCCCGGUGGAGGAAGAGCCUGCCGAAGAAGAGAAAGAACCCACGACCAAAGAGAUUGAUGAAGCUUUUGAGAAAGCCUUCCUUUACUCGUUAUACAAGCUCAAGCAAGACAAUCCCUCCGCGCCCAACCACGGCUUGUCCUUGCCUGUUCAGCCUUCCGCGCUGGUUUCGAACAUGAUCACACCCUAUCUUCCCAUCUACACCCCUAAGCAAGCUCAGUUCUACCAGAUCAAGAAGACCAGCUGGAAGAAUGUCAAGAAGUUCAUCAAAUACCUCGACAAGCAGCGCCUGGUCAAAUCCAAAGACCGCAACGGACAGGAGACCGUCAUCCUGGACGUGGACUUCAACGACCGACGGGUCGAGCAGUUCGUCCCUUACCGACUAAUGUCCAAGAAUGCCAUCGAGAACGCCGGUAACAAACCCGCCGCCUCCGGUGCUGGUACUGGUAGCAACAAAACCAUCGCCUCCGACGGCGACCCCUCUGUCGGCCAGACGCUCACGGUGCAGACCCUCUACCGACCCACGGGCAAGCUGGCGCCCACCAUCUUCCCGGCCCUCUCCAGCACCCAUCCCAACAACUACUACAAGUACGCCGACGUAUCCAGCCACCUGGACCAAUACCUGCAGUCUCAGAGUCCGCCGCUCAUUGACCCCCACAACAAGCGCAUCGUCAACCUCAACCCCUUCCUUGCCAACACCAUCUUCACCUCCCCCUCGUCGGACGACCGCAGCACCCUCGCCCGUGGCAAGACCACCCGCGACGCGCUCCUGAAACGCCUCGUCGACGAUCACGGCCUCAUGACCGCCCACUACGUGAUCCUGAAACCAGGCCAGUCCCUAGCCAGCGUCAAGCCCAAGGCCGGCGCCGCUCCCAAGGCCACCAUCACCCUCGAGCGCCGCACGGGCUCCAAGACUGUAACCAAGGUCUCCGGCCUCGAGGUCUUUGGCAUCAUUCCCAGCUUGCUGGCCGAGGAGCUGCAGAAGAAAUGCGCCAGCAGCACCAGUGUCGCCCAGGCCACCGGCGCUGCCAAAGGCGUCAUGGAGGUGCUGAUCCAGGGUGACCAGCGGCGCGCUCUGGAAGAGGCCCUCUCCCGGCGGGGACUGCGGACGCAGUGGAUCGACGUGGUGGAUAAGACGAAGAAGAAGAAAUAAAGUGCGAGUUGCUUGCCGUACCGUUUUUGCAUGUAUCGCAGAGCCGAACGAUACUGGUUUGGAGGAGAUUAAGCGACACCGGUGAUUGUAUAUACAAUGCAGCUUCACAAUCUAGUUUGGACUGGAAUGAAG
Aspergillus saccharolyticus JOP 1030-1 is the source of this 2249-nucleotide messenger RNA. RefSeq names its product putative RNA binding protein Ligatin/Tma64. Gene Ontology annotation, biological process: translational initiation; formation of translation preinitiation complex. The record is from RefSeq and is a predicted model, not a curated record. Gene Ontology annotation, molecular function: translation initiation factor activity. Bases 123 to 2117 code for a protein of 664 amino acids. The transcript has 3 exons. Lineage: Eukaryota; Fungi; Ascomycota; Eurotiomycetes; Eurotiales; Aspergillaceae.